This is a messenger RNA of Closterium sp. Naga37s-1, 1749 nucleotides long. The record is from the annotation of a GenBank genome assembly. NCBI's taxonomy places the organism in Eukaryota, Viridiplantae, Streptophyta, Zygnematophyceae, Desmidiales, Closteriaceae.
AUGCGACAGGUCGACACGAAGCCGUUGCGGCACGCCUGCGAUAAAAAAGGCAGACUCAAAAGUACCCGCCGCUGCAACCCUUCGCACACUGCCUCGUUCCCCCCACACACCCGCCAAAGCCCCUCCAGCUUCCCGCCUCAUCCGCCCUCGUUCACCGCCUUCUCCCCCUUUGCUACCCGCCUCAUUCCCCCUUGCUACCCUCCCCAUUCCCCCUUGCUUCAGGCCUCAUUCCCCCUUGCUUCGGGCCUCAUACUCCCUUGCUACCCCCCUCAUUCCCCUUUGCUUCCCGCCUCAUUCCCCCUUGCUACCCACCUCAUUCUCCCUUGCUACCCGCUCAUUCCCCCUCGCUACCCGCCUCAUUCCCCCUCGCUUCCCGCCUCAUUCCCCCUCGCUUCCCGCCUCAUUCCCCCUUGCUUCCCACCCCAUUCUUCACUGCUACCCGCCUCAUUCCCCCUUGCUUCCCUCCCCAUUCCCCCUUGCUUCAGGCCCCAUUCCCCCUUGCUUCGGGCCUCAUUCUCCCUUGCUACCCCCCUCAUUCCCCUUUGCUUCCCGCCUCAUGUCCCCUCGUUACCCGCCUCAUUCCCCCUUGCUUCCCGCCUCAUUCUCCCUUGCUACCCCCCGCAUUCCCCUUGGCUUCCCGCCUCAUUCCCCCUUGCUACCCACCUCAUUCUCCCUUGCCACCCCCUCAUUCCCACUCGCUACCGCCUCAUUCCCCCUCGCUUCCCGCCUCAUUCCCCUUCGCUUCCCGCCUCAUUCCCCCUUGCUACCCACCCCAUUCUCCCUUGCUACCCCCUCAUUCCCCCUCGCUACCCGCCUCAUUCCCCUUCGCUUCCCGCCUCAUUCCCCCUUGCUACCCACCCCAUUCUCCCUUGCUACCCCCUCAUUCCCCCUCGCUACCCGCCUCAUUCCCCCUCGCUUCCCGCCUCAUUCCCCCUCGCUUCCCGCCUCAUUCCCCCUUGCUUCCCACCCCAUUCUUCACUGCUACCCGCCUCAUUCCCCCUUGCUUCCCUCCCCAUUCCCCCUUGCUUCAGGCCCCAUUCCCCCUUGCUUCGGGCCUCAUUCUCCCUUGCUACCCCCCGCAUUCCCCUUGGCUUCCCGCCUCAUUCCCCCUUGCUACCCACCUCAUUCUCCCUUGCUACCCCCUCAUUCCCACUCGCUACCGCCUCAUUCCCCCUCGCUUCCCGCCUCAUUCCCCCUUGCUUCCCACCCCAUUCUUCACUGCUACCCGCCUCAUUCCCCCUUGCUUCCCUCCCCAUUCCCCCUUGCUUCAGGCCCCAUUCCCCCUUGCUUCGGGCCUCAUUCUCCCUUGCUACCCCCCUCAUUCCCCCUCGCUACCCGCCUCAUUCCCUCUCGCUUCCCGCCUCAUUCCCCCUUGCUUCCCACCCCAUUCUUCACUGCUACCCGCCUCAUUCUCCCUUGCUACCCUCCCUAUUCUCCAUUGCUUCAGGCCUCAUUCCCCCAUGCUUCGGGCCUCAUUCUCCCUUGCUACCCCCCUCAUUCCCCUUUGCUUCCCGCCUCAUUUCCCCUCGUUACCCGUCUCAUUUCCCCUUGCUUCCCGCCUCAUUCCCCCAUGCUUCCCGCCUCAUUCUCGCUUGCUACCCGCCCCAUUACCAGCUUUUCACCGCCGCAUGCCCCACCUCCAACCUCCAACAUUGUUUUUUCCCGAAAAUACACAGACCACUUCCUCAAAUCGCGACGGUACUGACGGCGCCAAUGGAGUGGCGUCCCCACAAGCUCACACGCCGGUAG